GCCGCCAUUUUCUUUCUUUCUUAGCAGUUGGCUGAGAGAAGGUCUCUGAGGAGAAGCGGUAGCGGCCACUGUAGUGUAGACAUGGCAGACUAUUCAACGGUGCCUCCACCCUCCUCUGGCUCAGCUGGUGGUGGAGGCGGUGGCGGUGGCGGUGGAGGAGUUAACGAUGCUUUCAAAGAUGCGCUGCAGAGAGCCCGGCAGAUUGCAGCAAAAAUUGGAGGUGAUGCUGGUACAUCACUGAAUUCAAAUGACUAUGGUUAUGGGGGACAAAAAAGACCUUUGGAAGAUGGAGAUGGCUCUUGGACAAGUCCGAGCAGUACAACACACUGGGAGGGAAUGCCCUCUCCUUUUAAAGAUCAACCAGAUGCUAAGAAAGUUGCUCCUCAGAAUGACUCUUUUGGAACACAGUUACCACCGAUGCAUCAGCAGCAAAGGUCCGUAAUGACAGAAGAAUACAAAGUUCCAGAUGGAAUGGUUGGAUUUAUAAUUGGCAGAGGAGGAGAACAGAUCUCACGCAUACAGCAGGAAUCUGGAUGCAAAAUACAGAUAGCUCCUGACAGUGGUGGCCUUCCAGAAAGGUCUUGUAUGUUAACUGGAACACCUGAAUCUGUCCAAUCAGCAAAACGGUUACUGGACCAGAUUGUUGAAAAGGGAAGACCUGCCCCUGGCUUCCAUCAUGGUGAUGGACCAGGAAAUGCAGUUCAAGAAAUCAUGAUUCCGGCUAGCAAGGCAGGAUUAGUUAUUGGAAAGGGAGGAGAGACUAUUAAACAACUUCAGGAGCGGGCUGGAGUUAAAAUGGUUAUGAUUCAAGAUGGACCUCAGAACACUGGUGCUGACAAACCUCUUAGGAUUACAGGAGACCCAUACAAAGUUCAACAAGCCAAGGAAAUGGUGUUAGAGUUAAUUCGUGAUCAAGGUGGUUUCAGAGAAGUUCGAAAUGAGUAUGGGUCAAGAAUAGGAGGAAAUGAAGGAAUAGAUGUCCCCAUUCCAAGAUUUGCUGUUGGCAUUGUAAUAGGAAGAAAUGGAGAGAUGAUUAAAAAAAUACAGAAUGAUGCUGGUGUUCGAAUUCAAUUUAAACCAGAUGAUGGAACAACACCUGAUAGAAUAGCACAAAUAACAGGACCUCCAGACCGAUGUCAACAUGCUGCAGAAAUUAUUACAGACCUUCUUCGAAGUGUUCAGGCCGGUAAUCCUGGGGGGCCUGGACCUGGUGGUCGAGGAAGAGGUAGAGGUCAAGGCAAUUGGAACAUGGGACCACCUGGUGGACUACAGGAAUUUAAUUUCAUUGUACCAACUGGGAAAACUGGAUUAAUAAUAGGAAAAGGAGGUGAAACCAUAAAAAGCAUAAGCCAACAGUCUGGUGCAAGAAUAGAACUUCAGAGAAAUCCUCCACCUAAUGCAGAUCCUAAUAUGAAGUUAUUUACGAUUCGUGGCACUCCACAGCAAAUAGACUAUGCUCGGCAACUCAUAGAAGAAAAGAUUGGUGGCCCAGUAAAUCCUUUAGGGCCGCCUGUACCCCAUGGGCCCCAUGGUGUCCCAGGCCCCCAUGGGCCUCCGGGGCCUCCAGGGCCUGGAACUCCAAUGGGACCAUACAACCCUGCACCUUAUAACCCAGGACCACCUGGCCCUGCUCCUCAUGGUCCUCCAGCCCCUUAUGCUCCCCAGGGGUGGGGAAAUGCAUAUCCACACUGGCAGCAACAGGCCCCUCCUGAUCCAGCUAAGGCAGGAACGGACCCAAAUUCAGCCGCUUGGGCUGCUUAUUAUGCUCACUAUUACCAACAGCAAGCACAGCCACCACCUGCAGCUCCUGCCGGUGCACCGACUACAACCCAAACCAAUGGACAAGGAGAUCAGCAGAAUCCAGCUCCAGCUGGACAGGUUGAUUAUACCAAGGCUUGGGAAGAGUACUACAAGAAAAUGGGUCAAGCAGUUCCUGCUCCUACUGGUGCUCCACCAGGUGGUCAGCCAGAUUAUAGUGCAGCCUGGGCUGAGUACUAUAGACAACAAGCAGCCUACUAUGCCCAGACAAGUCCCCAGGGAAUGCCACAGCAUCCUCCAGCACCUCAGUGCCUUCCCAGACCUUCCACCUUAGGUUCUGCUGCAAAAAGCAACAGUGCUGAAGAUGCUGCAAGCACCAAAUCAUAGCUCAUAAAAUCAGGUCCUGAGAUAGUUACCCAUAAAGAGGAAUCCUUUGAGUGUAUGCCAUUGGUGAGCCGAUGAGCAUGGACCGUAGAAGGGCUCAAUGUAGAAGGUAAAAUUGGCAAAUCAUAAUUGAGAAAUAUGAAAUGUAUUCCCAUACAUAAUAUGGUAUAGGGUGUAAUGUACCUGCUUUUUUCAUUUUAAAGUGCUAUUCACUUGAUCUUUAAUGUUCCAUGAACUGUUAAAUUUCAUAAGUUAUGUAGUUACUGCACCACAUUUAUGUGUGUUUAUGUGUGUUUUAAGUCAAUGAUAGGUAUGUUAAGAUUGAUAAUAUAAAAGGAGCUCUUUGAACUUUAAGAGCCUGUCAAGUUUUGGUUAGUUGUAGUUUGCAUUUUUAUAAAAGAAAAUAUAAAUGAAUGCUAAUAGAUAUUGGAGCAUUGUUUCUAUCUCACGAGAAUUUUUUUAUUCAUUACCAUAAGCCUUCACUGAUACUGCAAGCAUUUUUUAAAUGGCGCUAAUCUUAACCUUGAAAUAAAUGGAAAGCAGAAAAGGUGAGCCAGUUGAUUUGAAUGCAAUGGAUGUUAGGAGUGGUAGAAACAAUGUUUAGAUUGAAAUUGAACUGAUUUAUUUUAUUUAGCACUUAAAAAACUUGACAACGUGUUUUGUUUUUUUAAGAUAGUAUGGUGAUACUUGGAAUUCUUAUGGUUUGAUGUUUCUUUUAGAAAUGAGAAGUAUACUUUUAUUUUUAAUUAAUGAAAAUGUUUUUUUAAUACUAAAACUAAUGACUUAAUACUAGUUGUUUAUAAACAUUGUAAAAUAUAUCCUUAGACAAAUACCCUGGUAGUUAAUUCAUAAGAGUGGGUUUGGGUAGGAGUAGCAGAGUACCUUAAGAGAGAAAUAGGAAUAUGUUCAGAAGUGAUAACAUUUCAUUUGUUUGAAUAUUCUGCCAGUUCUACCUGCCAAGUUAUCUUUUGUCUAGAAUAAGGAUGUAGAAAUUACUAAUCAAUGAAGAUCUUAUUUUUAUUUUCUGAAAAUUCUGCCUCAUUUUAAAAUGUAUUUUAACAAUACUUAAAGAUAAUUUUGACUCUGAAAAUAACCUUAUUUUUUGUUUAGUCACUUGAGUUUUCUUGCCACAGUAUAAACUUCUGAGGGAUUUUUUAAAUUGGUGCUUUUAAGAAGCAAAUAAAUCCCAGGGUUUUAUUUUCUUCAGUGAUACCCCUAUAGAAACUCUUAAAUGUAUUUGCGCAUAUAUAUAUAUUUUUUCUUAUGCAUGCUCAAUGCAUUUUCGUCCUGAGAAAAGUGUUCUCUACAGAAACUACCCGUGUGUAAAAAGAAGAUUGGCUUAAAAUGGCUACUGUGAUGGGAACAGUGUCUUAGGGAGAUGCAGCUUGGACUUGAGGUAAAUUGAAUACUUUACAAACUGUGGUUGAGAGUUUGCUUUAAUGACAUUGUAUGUAAAAGGGCACACGAUUGCUGUAAUUUUGUAUUGAUUAUGGUUUCCUCAAUAAAAAAAUAAAUGUACGUUGAUGAUUAUAA
Diceros bicornis minor is the source of this 3675-nucleotide messenger RNA. It is a transcript of the gene FUBP1, whose product is annotated as far upstream element binding protein 1. Gene Ontology annotation, molecular function: mRNA binding. The transcript has 22 exons. NCBI's taxonomy places the organism in Eukaryota, Metazoa, Chordata, Mammalia, Perissodactyla, Rhinocerotidae. The record is from RefSeq and is a predicted model, not a curated record. Bases 82 to 2145 code for a protein of 687 amino acids. Gene Ontology annotation, biological process: regulation of DNA-templated transcription. Gene Ontology annotation, cellular component: nucleus; cytoplasm.